Schizophyllum commune H4-8 is the source of this 216-nucleotide messenger RNA. RefSeq lists its product as uncharacterized. The record is from RefSeq and is a predicted model, not a curated record. Lineage: Eukaryota; Fungi; Basidiomycota; Agaricomycetes; Agaricales; Schizophyllaceae. The transcript is spliced from 2 exons. Bases 1 to 216 code for a protein of 71 amino acids.
AUGCCAUCCGACGCAGGAAGCACCAACUUAUUCCCCGACCCCGCGUACCGUCCGGUUGAGUACGAGCUGGCCACGGACCUCACCCCUGCCCCACCCGUCCUACCAAUUAAAUAUGAUAGCCGCCCAUUCCCCGACCGUUCCGACUCUUCGCACUACAAGCAACGGUUGAUGCUCGCGACAACGAGUGCUGACGCACUCCGGAUGUUCCGCGGGUAG